AUGUCUACUGUCAGCCUAUCUUUGUCGCUCUGUGUGCUGGCCCUCUGCUAUUAUGUGAUCACAACAGUCUUCAAAGAUCCACUUCGACAUGUUCCAGGUCCUGCAUUGGCCAGAUGGACAUCUCUAGGGACCAAAUCCCGAACGCUUCGAGGAUCAAGAUCGAGAUACAUCCAUGGCCUACAUCAGAAAUACGGACCAAUUGUCAGAUUGGCACCCAAUGAGGUCUCCACGAUAGAUCUACCCUCCGUACAUACAAUCUACAAAGUCGGAUCUCCAUUCCCCAAGUCUGAAUGGUACACGCGCUUCACCGGCCUUGCGAAGCUAAAGGCCACGCCCCUUUUCAGCAUGACAAACUCAAAGGAGCACGCAAAGCACCGUCGCGUGCAAGCACAUAAUUUCAGCGAGAAAUGGAUCAAAAAUCUCGAACCCAAUAUUGUCCGCAACAUCGCAAUGACAGUCUCGGGAAUGAAGCAGGAGACGGAAACACAAGGUUACAUGGAUGUUCUGAAGUGGUUCACGUUCAUGGCAACAGAUGUGAUUGGUGAAGCAUCCUUUGGGGAGAGCUUCAAAUUGUUGGAAGCUGGCAAGAAGAAUCAAUACACUGAAGACCUAGAAGCUGCUGGAGCCAGGGGUUUACUCGCGGCCGAGUUGCCUAUAUAUGUUGAUCUGCUCAGCCGCUUGCCAUUUGGUCCCGCCGUCACUGCCAAGRAGGGGAACAUGAGGAUAGCAACGUACGGAAUGCAGUCUCUAGAGCGCUACAAGAAGCAACUAGAUGCCGAUCCGGACAAGGUGAAGCCGACUCUGUUAACCAAUACAUAUCGUCUCGUGGACGACGGGACUGUUCCCAAAGACCAACUACUUCGAGAUGCAAUGGGAAACCUCAUAGCUGGAACCGAUACCACUUCCGUCACUGCAACAUACCUAUUGUGGAAUCUUGCAAAUCACCCAGCUCUYCAAGCACGGGUCAUAGCCGAGGUGGAGAAGCUCCCAGUCGAUUGCACAGACGAUGACAUUCGAAAAGUUGAGCUCUUCGAGCAUGUCCUCAAUGAGACCUUGAGGCUUUGCGGACCUGCAUCUGGUUCAAUGCCUCGAGACGUGCCCGCAGGAGGGCUCACGGUUUGCGGUCACCACAUUCCGAGCGGAACGACCAUAUCCACGCAAUCAUACAGCCUGCAUCGUAUUGCGGAUGUGUGGGAGAAUGUCGACAAUUUCGACCCAUUGAGAUGGGAGUCGCCGACUAAAGAGAUGAAGGAUGCAUUUCUGCCGUGGGGAGGUGGGAGUCGAGUCUGCAUAGGAAUGCAUUUUGCGCAGGUUGAGAUCCGCCGGGCUAUUGUCGAUUUCUACAGGACAUUCCCAAGAGGCGUCCGGCCAGCUUUCGAUGAUGAUGAUUUCAGCCAGGAGGAAAUGUUGCAGGAAUCAUUCUUCAUAGUCCGCCCAAAGGGGAGGCGAUGUCUGCUGCGACCACUUUGA
Ramularia collo-cygni is the source of this 1470-nucleotide messenger RNA. RefSeq names its product related to cytochrome P450 CYP4/CYP19/CYP26 subfamilies. The transcript is spliced from 6 exons. The record is from RefSeq and is a predicted model, not a curated record. Lineage: Eukaryota; Fungi; Ascomycota; Dothideomycetes; Mycosphaerellales; Mycosphaerellaceae. Gene Ontology annotation, molecular function: oxidoreductase activity, acting on paired donors, with incorporation or reduction of molecular oxygen; heme binding; monooxygenase activity. The coding region runs from base 1 to 1470 and encodes 489 amino acids.